Molecule: messenger RNA, 693 nt
Organism: Didymodactylos carnosus
Lineage: Eukaryota; Metazoa; Rotifera; Eurotatoria; Philodinida; Philodinidae
Source: the annotation of a GenBank genome assembly
AUGUUAAUUGAAACUAUGCAGUUCGGUGAUGAAACAAAUCCAUAUGCCUCAAGGUGGUCCGUGGCAGAAAUUAAAGAUACACAUACCAAUAUAUCUGUUUUCUCUAGAAUUUCGGAAGAAUACACAGAUGCAGAACAUAUUUUUGAAUUCGGACGAAAAACAGCCAGCAUAUUGCUACAGACAAAGGCGGCAUCAUUUUUAUUUGCUGUGACAUUGAUUCUUCCAGUGUUAAUGAUAGGCGUUGGUGUAUCCAAUCUGGAAGAGUGUCCCUUAGAUCCUAAAAUUCCAAUAUUUGUUCUCGUUGGUGGUGCUUUAGCGUCGUUAAAAAUACUACAAGUAAUGUGGAGUCAAUAUCAUCGUCGACGGAACCGUGAAGGUUUAACAGACGAAGAGGAAACGUCAGAAGGAGCCAAUGGUUCAGUAUUUAUGCAACGAUCAAUAUCAUUGAUUCUAUUUCUUUGGUUUGUAUUUGGUAAUUAUUGUAUAUUCAAAGUUCGCUUUCCAUCGUAUGAACAAACAUUAGAAGAUCCGGAUAAUUGGUGCAAGAAAAAUGUUUAUUUAAUUGCGUUUAUUAGUAUUGUAUAUUGUUACGCUUUAGUAGGCUUAAUGAUUACUUUACUGCUAAUUGUUGUAUGUGUUGUGCAUUGUAGACACAGACGAGCCAUUCAAAUAGCAAAAGUAGUAGGAAGUUGA